This is a messenger RNA of Microthlaspi erraticum, 1704 nucleotides long. NCBI's taxonomy places the organism in Eukaryota, Viridiplantae, Streptophyta, Magnoliopsida, Brassicales, Brassicaceae. The record is from the annotation of a GenBank genome assembly.
AUGGCGCCAAAGAGAGCACCGCCGAUGCAGUCUUCUCUCUACCCUAUCGGUGAUUACGAGGUCGCAGUGGAUGGUAAGAAGUUUACAUGUGAAUCCGGACCCAAAAGCAUCCAGAUCAACUUUUCCGGAAACAACAGAGUCAAAAUCUCAGAGAAGGAUAAAAUCGUUACUGCUUAUCCGAAAGAAGACAUGUUUCUUCUUCUUAAUCCUCGUGAUGGAGAUGAUUUCACCAAAUCUCAUCUCCAAGAAGUGCUGAAGUUAUAUGGCAAAGAGCUGCCUGACAUGAAAUACGCUUCAAACACUGGGAAGCAAUCUGCUUUCCUUGAGAGAUGCGUCUCUAAAGGCAAGUAUUGCUCAUUGGUUUUGAAGUCCACGCCUAACGGAGUCUCACAUGAGAUCUUAGCUGCAAUCACCUAUCAGAUAGUCCCUGCUGAUACACAGUAUGCUGAGAUACCUCUUGCUGCUGUAACAUCUACACACCACAAAAAGGGUUUUGGUAAAAUCGUCUAUGAAGAGUUAAUGAAGAGGCUUCAUAAUGUUGGCAUUCGGACUAUAUACUGUUGGGCAGACAAAGAAUCUGAAGGAUUCUGGCUUAAACAGGGAUUUAUAACAUUAGCAGAGGUAGACCAGAAAGGCAAAGCAAAAAGGUUACGCAUCAAGUCUAAUAUUCGAAAAGCCUUAUGCUUUCCUGGCGGCUCAACUCUCAUGGUUUCUCAUCUGAGAAAGGAUAAUCCUGCAAACCUCGAGAUUUCCUCUUCAUGGUGCGAGGGAUCUCCACUUUCAGUUCCUUUGGCUGGAGACUCACCUAAAAUAGUAGAGAGCUUUGGUGAAAGCCUAUAUGUUGACUGUCUCUCUGAUAUCAGAAGUCCAAUGGACACGCCCACUGGAAAGGAAGACAAGAACAUGGUCUCUGAUCAAGCUAACACAGCUGACAGUGAGACCAAAUGGUCCACACAGGGCGUGAAGAGAUCAUCUUGGGAAGCUCCACUAUCCUCUCUACGAUCCAAAAGGAUUAGAGCAAACCACAACAAUGACUCUGCAAGAGAGCAGGAUCAAUCUAAAGACGGUUCUUCUAUGGAAACUCGUCCAAAUGGACAACACUACACAAUCUUGCUAAUGGACAUUGGUGAUGAAAACAAGAGAGCUUGGUUAACAGAGGUAAUAAGAAAACUAGGUGGAGAUGUGACCUCGGAUGGGAACAUGAGCACACAUAUUGUCACCGGAAAAGUCAGGAAAACGCUUAAUUUCUGCACUGCUCUUUGCUCUGGGGCUUGGAUAGUAUCACCAAGUUGGUUAAAAGAAAGUUUCAGAGAAGGAAGAUUUGCUAAUGAAGCUUCACACAUAUUGCAUGAUGAAGAGUACCAGAUGAAAUAUGAAACCGAUCUAAAAAGCUCGGUUCUUAGAGCAAAAGCUAAACCUAACUCGUUGCUUAAAGGAUACGACAUAUGUAUUGGACCUCACGUUCAGUUGCCUAUUAAAACUUCAUCAGCUAUCAUCAAAUCUGCUGGUGGAAAUGUGAUUAGAGGAGUGGAGAAGGUAAAAGAGGCAUCAAAUGCUAUAUACAUAGGGUGUGAAGAAGACACAGUGGAGGCUUUGUCUGCAGUAAAGAAAGGUGUAAGGACAUUCAGCAGCGAUUGGUUGAUGAGCUGUGUCAUGAAACAACAACUUGACCUUGAAGCUUCUCAGUUUGUUGUGUCCUUGUGA